CACACACACACACACGCGUGUAGUAUGAAAAGAUAUAGAUAUAUCAUAUGAUACAGAAUUAUAUCCAUUGUCUAACCAAUAUUCUAACGAACAGCAAUUUAUAGAAAAAUUAGUCAAUGAGAAUUUUCGUUUAAACAUUAAUAUACAAAUGGUGAUAUCGCAAAAACAUUUAAACAUUGCUGAAUGCGAAAACAUAAUAAUAUCAACUGAUAAAUAUGAAAACGACUAUGUUUCUGUAUCUACAAUUGAAAAAGUUGAAAUAGAAGGAAAUGAGAAAGGAAAUGAGAAUCAUGAGGAUGAGACGAUAUCGAUUAUCGAUAAGGAAACGCAAAAAUAUUCCAAGGAAAAAAGAUCGUACAUAUUAUGCUUUGGAAAUAUUCAUCAUAUCUCUGGAAGAGUAUUUAAAUCGACAAAAGGAUCGUCAAAAGAUUUAAAACAAUCACCAUGCAAGAAACGAAUGUUCUCUUUACUCGAUACAUUGAUUUCUACAUGUAUUGUUGGUCCCUUAACAAUCGGCUUUUGGAGAGGUAUAUGGACAAGCAUGGAUCGUCAUCCAAAAUUGUUUCCCAGUUGGGUCUGUUUUGUAUUCGGUGCUAUUUUGCACAUAAUAUACAUGAUUUUCAAAGGUCAAUUUCACAACAUGUUCAUAACCAGGUGGUCUAAAUUAAAUUCGCGAAAACGACUACCUUAUCGAGCAUUACGAAUCCUUUAUACUUACACCUUUGGUAUGGCUUGCAUCGCACAUUGGCGAGGUGGCUGGAUCAUCAUUGAUAAUUACUUAUUUAUGCAUAUAUGGAUAACAAUAUCUUUGACAUGUUCGUUAUUGGCGUGUCUGGUGAUUUUCCGUUGCAUUCGAAACUUGAUAGCAACCCCAUUGAUUACUAUCAUCGAUAUACCGAAUUGCAUUUUUCAAUUUCCUACUAGAUAUAAUGUGACCGAGGAUUCUACGUUUUAUAAUUGCGAUUACAUAAACGCAACGUUUAUAUUGAAAGAGAAAGAUUGGAAAGCCCAUUAGAUCAGUGAACGCACACAGUUAAUUAUUAAUUAAUUCAAAUUCAGAUUCUUGUACGAAUGAAUUUGAAGCUCCAUCCGCAAUGUUAAAUUACAAUGAUAUUAACGUGUAUAUUAACGUGUGAGUGGCGUACCUCCGAUUGAUUUUAAAUUUCACUGAGAAAAAAAUAUACUAAAAAAAAAAUUUUCUUUCAUUUUAGUAAACCAUGUGUUUGCAUACAACUGUGAAUGCAUUUUUAAAAAAUAAGAAGUUGUAUUUAUUAAUUUAAAGAACAU
Pogonomyrmex barbatus (red harvester ant) is the source of this 1287-nucleotide messenger RNA. RefSeq lists its product as uncharacterized. NCBI's taxonomy places the organism in Eukaryota, Metazoa, Arthropoda, Insecta, Hymenoptera, Formicidae. The record is from RefSeq and is a predicted model, not a curated record. Gene Ontology annotation, cellular component: presynaptic membrane. Gene Ontology annotation, biological process: clustering of voltage-gated calcium channels; neuromuscular synaptic transmission; neuron-neuron synaptic transmission.